GCAUCAACAUUGAAUAUGCCUACUCAACCCUUUUAUAUCUUUCUAUUCUUUGGAAUGAUAUAUAUUUCCAAUAUGGGUUAUGCUGACGUUAAAGAGUGCAUGAAGGGUUAUUCUGGACCCUUCUGUGAAGAAAAAUGCCCUUAUCCAUCGUACGGAUUGAGGUGUCAAUCUAUAUGCAAAUGUACUCAAGAAAACUGCAGCUUUGAAAACGGAUGUUUCAAAGCCAUUUCUAGAUCAGGAAAUGAUACAACAAAUACGGAAAGUGCAUCAGAAACACCCAAUUCCUUUACAUUCGGGAUGAAAAAAUAUAUUCAAAGUCAAAAUCCGGUCUUGUCAAAGAAUUAUUCAGCUUCCGGAUCCCGUCGAACGACCAGUCCACGCACAAAUACCGAAUGCAAAAUCGGUUACUUUGGACCCUUCUGUGAACGAAAAUGUCCUUAUCCAUCGUACGGACUGCGAUGUCAAUCUAUAUGUCAAUGUACACAGGAAAGAUGUAGCUUUGAAAAUGGAUGUUUUCAGACCACUUUCCGAUCAGAAAACAGUGAAACAACGAAAAGAGAAAUGGUAUCAGAGGCAAUGGAUUCCUCUAUUUCCGUGAUGAAAACACACAUUUUAAAGGAAAACCUAGAGGAGUUGGAGAAUUCUGAAGCUUCGCGCACCUGUAGCGCUACUGCCACUCCAAAUGAAAAUAUGCUAGAUAAUUCAAUGGGACUAAUAAUAUCAAUUGUAGUAAUUUUCUGUGUCGGUUUAUUAUUGUUUGUUAUAUAUCUCAGGUUAGUACUGAAAGACUACUCAUACCGUGUAACUACAGCAUAAAUGAGUUAUUUCUGAUGAAA
Molecule: messenger RNA, 836 nt
Organism: Ostrea edulis (European flat oyster)
Lineage: Eukaryota; Metazoa; Mollusca; Bivalvia; Ostreida; Ostreidae
Product: multiple epidermal growth factor-like domains protein 10
Exons: 5
Coding region: 16-816 (266 amino acids)
Molecular function (GO): scavenger receptor activity
Source: RefSeq, a predicted model, not a curated record